CAAACCGAAGCCACAAUAGUUCAAGCAAUUCCAACACUCUAACCAAGACUAACCUAUUCUUUCUCAUCUCUGUAACUAAUUGUUUGCUUCUCGAAAGCUGAUCUAUUCUUUUUCUGUAACUACUUGUUUGCUUUUCUCCGAAGCUAAUAUAUUCUUUGUACUCGAAAGAAACGAUUCUUUUCAAGCAGGAAAAAAUGGCUGCCUUGUCCAAGAUCGCAGCUGGUAAUGGUCACGGUGAAAACUCUCCUUACUUCGAUGGAUGGAAGGCAUACGAGACUAAUCCUUUUCAUCCCACAGACAGACCUGAAGGAGUCAUUCAGAUGGGUCUAGCUGAGAAUCAGCUUUGCUUUGACUUCAUCAAAAAGUGGCUCAUGAAACACCCAGAAGCCUCUCUCUGUACUGCAGAAGGUGUAAACAAAUUCAAGGAGACAGCACUUUUCCAGGAUUAUCAUGGGAUGCCUGAGUUCAGACAAGCUAUUGCAAAAUUUAUGGGGAAAGUGAGGGGAGAUAGAGUAAAAUUUGACCCAGACCGCAUUGUUAUGAGCGGUGGAGCAACCGGAGCUCAUGAGAUGGUUACCUUUUGCUUGGCAGAUCCCGGUGAAGCAUUUUUGGUUCCCACUCCAUAUUAUCCAGGCAUCCUUAAUUUAUGCAGAUUUGAUCGUGACUUGAGAUGGAGAACAGGGGUUGAACUUGUUCCGGUCAUUUGUGAGAGUUCUAAUAAUUUCAAGAUCACUAGAAAUGCCUUGGAAGCUGCAUAUGAAAAAGCACAAGAAGAUAACAUUAGAGUCAAGGGUUUGCUCAUAACAAAUCCAUCAAAUCCAUUGGGUACUAUCUUGGAUAGAGAGACGUUGAAGAGUAUUGUAAGCUUCAUAAACGAAAAGAACAUCCACCUGAUCGGUGAUGAGAUUUAUGCUGCCACAGUUUUCAUGGAGCCUGAGUUCGUCAGUAUUUCUGAGAUUAUAGAAGAAGUCGAAUGUAAUCGUGAUCUCAUCCACAUUGUUUACAGUCUUUCCAAGGACAUGGGGUUUCCUGGCUUCAGGGUUGGCAUUGUAUACUCAUACAAUGAUGCAUUGGUGAGCUGUACCCGCAAAAUGUCCAGCUUUGGAUUGGUGUCUUCACAAACUCAGCAUUUAAUUGCAUCAAUGUUAUCUGAUGAUGAUUUUGUUGAUAAUUUUAUUAUUAAAAGCAAAAAGAAGUUAUUCAAAAGGCACGAGUAUUUCACUUGGAGUCUUUCUCAAGUUGGUAUUGGUUCUUUGAAGAGCAAUGCUGGCCUGUUUAUAUGGAUGGAUCUGCGUAAACUCCUCAAAGCGAAGACAUUUGAAGCAGAAAUGGAUUUGUGGCAGGUGAUAAUACAUGAAGUUAAGCUCAAUGUUUCCCCCGGUUCUUCUUUCCAUUGCCACGAGCCAGGUUGGUUCAGGGUUUGCUUUGCUAACAUGGAUGACGACACCAUGGAAACUGCUUUGUUGAGAAUCAGAGACUUUAUGCGUAAGAACAACGCGGCCAUGAUUCCUCAUAACAAACUUUGCAGGCGAAGCAGCCUUAAACUCAGCUUUUCACGAAGAGUGGAUGAUUUCAUGUCACCAGGCAUCAUGUCUCCUCACUCUCCCUUACCUCAAUCACCCCUCGUCCGAGCUAGGAGUUAAAGCUGAUCAACGACGACUUUAAGCCAUUAUACAUUACUAAGAAAGGGUUGAAUCUUUCUUUUCCUCAUUCCUAGAAACUUUAUUUUAGUUGUUUUUUUAUUAAUAUGCAAAUUAGAGAAUCUGCUGCAUUCUUUCCCAUGGAGAUAACCCGUGGCCUCAUUGUUCUUAAGCAUCAUUAUCCUGUUGCUUCAACAAUUGCAUUUUUUUUUCUUUCCUCACAUGCAAAAGGGCAAUAUUGUGAGGAAAGUUCAAUGUUGGUGAGCACUGUUCCUUUACAUGUAUACUAUUGUUUGAUGUUGUCUUUUGUUAGUUCUGAAUUUGUAAGAGUGAAUCCAUUCGAUGUGCUAAAUAAAGGAUUAAUUCUUGAUUUUU
This is a messenger RNA of Durio zibethinus, 2015 nucleotides long. RefSeq names its product 1-aminocyclopropane-1-carboxylic acid (acc) synthase 6 (gene ACS6). The record is from RefSeq and is a predicted model, not a curated record. Lineage: Eukaryota; Viridiplantae; Streptophyta; Magnoliopsida; Malvales; Malvaceae. Gene Ontology annotation, biological process: biosynthetic process; amino acid metabolic process. Gene Ontology annotation, molecular function: transaminase activity; pyridoxal phosphate binding.